Messenger RNA from Lachancea sp. 'fantastica', 882 nucleotides. The record is from the annotation of a GenBank genome assembly. Lineage: Eukaryota; Fungi; Ascomycota; Saccharomycetes; Saccharomycetales; Saccharomycetaceae.
AUGCGCCACAACGACUCUCAGCCUGCUCAACAGCCUCAUUCACCCAAAAAUUUCAUCACGGGCGAAAAAUUCAGCUCGCAGCUUGUGAACAAGUUCAGGCGCCGCGCCGAAUAUGUUGGAACCAACUUUCUGACCGACCUGUUCGUGGACCAAACUUAUUUCUAUCCAGUGAUGGGAUUUUUCAAAUUUCUAGUAACCCCUUCAUUCUGGCUCUACAGCCUUGUUCUGGCAUUUUGCUUUGCGUGCAUAUUCGCGACAGUUGCUGCUUUAUACUAUCUCUUCCUUGUUCCCAUUUUGUUGACUUGGGCAGUGACGACGUUGGGACCCAUUGGCUUUAUAAUAGUACACGUCCAAUGGCUUCUACAAUCCAACGCCAUAGCUGUCUCGCUAACAAACAUUCUGAUCUCACCAGUCUUUGCAAAUAGCAUUUUUGAUGCUGCAUUGGCAAAAAUGGGACAUUCAGAAUUUUUGGAAAACGCUAAGAAACUCCCAGUCGCACCAUUGAAGACAGUCACUUGGAAAAGUCCAGAGUUUUGGUUUGUGGUUGUUCCCAGUAAAAUCGUAAGCCUGAAACUCAGAGUUCUCUCUAGCGUUUUUUUGAGCGUGUUGUCGUUGAUCCCCAUCAUCGGACCCACCGUUGCCAACCAAUUGCUAAGCCCAAAAAGAGGAUUCUCUUAUAACAAAAGACUGUACGAGCUCAGAAGUCUGAACAGCGCCCAAGUCAAAGACAAAUUCUAUGAGCACCUGGGACAAUACACGGCUUUUGGAGUUAUGGCAGGUUUGCUAGAAUUGAUACCAGUGAUGUCAAUUCUUACCAUACCAAGUAAUUUUAUAGCAGGAGCGCUUUGGGCUUCUGAUGAGUUGAAGAAAAAUCAAGCCUAG